GCCAGUGUGCAGUGUAGUGCCUAUGUGACGAUCUGAAGCAUUUUAAAUUGAUUAUUUUAUUAAAAUGUCUAACAAAACAACAAAAGAAUGGACUGUGGAUCUCCCGUGGGGAAAAGUGGCAGUGAUCGCGUGGGGCGAUUCAACAAAACCUCCGAUGUUAUUAGUACACGGCUACAUGGAUACAGCAGCGACAUUCAUUCCACUAGUAAAUGAAUUGACAGACAGCCAUUAUUAUGUCGCGUUCGAUAUGCCAGGGCACGGUAAAUCCGAGAACUUUCCAACGGGUCAAGUUAUAUCACAGAUUCAUAUAAUCGAAGUGAUACAUAGAAUCGUUAAAUUCAUGAAAUGGGAUCGAUUCGUCUAUAUGGCGCACUCCAUGGGUGUGGUCAUAGGUUUGUUUUACAAUUACGUGUAUCCAAAUAAAGUGUCGAGAAUGAUACACCUGGACCCCGGACCGCCGAUAUCCAUGUACUACUAUGUACAUCACAAGCUGCCCUUCUGGUUCAACUACAUCUAUACGGAGUAUUACGACAGCUUCAAAAGAUGGAAUUCGUCUGAGAAAAGACGUUACACCUACGACGAUGCGCUCAGUCUAGUCGUCCGCAACAGAAACUUGUCUGAGGAGCAAGCAGAGGUUAUCCUGGCGAGAUCAUUGGAUCCCGUCGCCGGCGAUAAGUUUGAACUAUCAUGGCAACCUAGCAUGAAGAAAAUAUCAAAUGUUUCCGUCUCGGAUGAAACUCUCUACACCAGUCUAACUGCGAACAGUCCCCCGACUUUAGUGAUAGCAGCAUCUGAAUCGAGCAUGGUCGGGCCAGCAAAGAGCUUCGCUUUGAAUAUUCUAGAGAAAUGCCAAAAUAUUUUACCUAAUUUCUAUGUUGUGACCAUAUCCGGAGGCCAUGACGUACACAUCACCAUGCCCGAAGUGGUGGCUGAAUACAUUGUUAAGUUUUUAAACUACAAAAGAAAUAAACUAUGGAGCAUGAUCAAAUCUAAGAUUUAGAAUUUACGAACAGUCCGUCGAAUUGGCAUGACAAUGGGCAUUGAUUUAAUGUACUUUGCUGAAUAGAGCAUAUCCUAAUUUAAUUAAUUCGAUUACUAUCUUGUAAAAUUUCAUUUAAUUUGCAUUUCUUUGCUUUAUUUUAAUAUGUGUGAUAAAUGAAAAAGAGACAAAUUGUGGAACUGAAAGAUACAUUAUUAUGUAUCUUUCAGUUCCACAAUUUGUCUAUUUUCCAACAAAUGAAUGGUGUGGAACGUUUCAAGGUUUAAUGAAUGGUUCAAGUUCAUUUAAACUUCUAUUUCAUUAACAAACUAGCGAGCCACCCUCUCUUGGCUUCGGAAACUGUAAUUUAUUAUUGAUUUCUCCACUAUUUAAUGGAUGUUAUUUUACUUAUAAACCUUCCUCUUCAAUCACUCUAUCUAUUAAAAAAACGCAUCAAAAUCCGUUGCGUAGUUUUAAAGAUUUAAGCAUACAUAUGGACAGACAGAUAUAGGGACAAAGAAAGCGACUUUGUUUUAUACUAUGUAGUGAAGACGUAUUAGCAGGAUACGUGGCGUAUCGUGACACCGUUGAAGAAAGAAUACAGUAUUUUUUUAAUAAUACAAAGAAUUAAAAAUAAAUUAUUGACUAGUAUCAAACAUAAAACGAAAUGUUUUUUGACAAAAAGUAAUCUUAAAUAAAAUCGAUAUCUUAAGGCUUAAUCGAUUUCGAAAAAUUGAAAUCAGCCAUCACUAAUGCUUGUUUUCGUUAAGACGUUUACUUUCCACGCACUUUAGUUUUAAAAAUCAAUUUGGAAUCAAAAAUAUAUUGAGAUUAAUUUUGUAAGCAUAAAUUGCAAGAACAUUAAAUUAAAAGUUUUAGAUAUGGAAUGAAAAUGGAUUCAUUCUGGUGCUUGGUAGGAAUGGAUGUUUUUUUUUCUUUUUUCUUUUUUCUUUUUUAGCUUGCACGGUUUGUGCAUUUAGCCACAUACAAAAGGGUAAAGGUAGGGAAACAGGAGAAAAAGGAAAAAACGGUUAAUUAAAAAGAAUGGAUCAGGUAGGUAUGUAUAUACAUAAGAAUGGAUGUUACUUUAAGCUCUAAAUUGUGUUCUAUAGUUUAAGUGGGGAUGAUUGCAUUUUAAAUUCCUCACUAAGAACAUGUAAGCUUUAUAUUUGUGUAUCUCUUGUAUGAAUAAGAAUAACACGAAAAUAUUGCUUUAAAAACGCGCUCAGAUUUGGGUAUUUGUUUGUCAUAAUGUAUAUUUGAAAAAAAGUUUAAAAUUAGAUUUACACUUUAUGGAAACUAUAUUAUCAUCUAAGGGAAUAAAAGUAUUAUUAAAAAAAAAAGGUUUUUUACCUACAAGAGUCAAGUUAUAAAUAACUAUUUUAUUAAAUAUGUAGAUUUUGUUCUAUUUGCAAGUAAACCUAAAUAAAGCUACUUAAAUAUGUGUCUUAUGAGAAGCGAUACUUUUUUAAUAACUUCAAAUUAUGAAUUAAGCUAACAACAAAACCAGUAUUUUGAUUGCAAAAAAGUGUGAGGUGCCAGGAAAAAAACAAAAAAAGCUAGAUUAUUGCAUAGUUCUGCAUCUGGUAUGACUGUGUUAAACUAUGAAAUUCAUUUUCAAAGCUUCCUUCACAUACCAAAAGGUAUAGGUAAUAAUACCAUCUUAAUGGGUAAAUUUUUAUGAAACGGAUAAUAGUUGAUGUGCAAUUCUUAUUGCAUUUAGCACCUUCUUUUAGUGGUAGAGGGUUUUUGUGAUUCUGCACGGGUAGGUACCAACCACUCUGAGUAUUACAGCCAUGCGAUCUGGUAUGAGGGAUGGGGCAGCCAUUAUACUAUUAGAACUCAUUUCUCAAGGUGGUUGGUGAUAUUUAUGUUGUACAUCUCUAACUCUAUGGGGCUCUGGUAAUCGAUGAACAACAGAUAUAAGUAAUAAGAAUGUUUUUUACCGCUACCUCAUGCUCUUUUUGUAAACUUGUUGAUCUUACCUUUGUAAGUAAUCUUAAGAGUGGUGUUAGGAUUUUCAUUAUGACCGCAAGACAUAUCCCAUAAUAUCUUAUGUGUAACACAGCCAUGUUGAAGUCAUGUCUGCUUAUACAAGCAGCUAAGCAUGAACUACGUCUGAAUGAUUGCUUCUAAUAGGUUCUGGCUUCAAGCGGCAUAAACCAAAUCAUAUUACAUUAUAAUAAAGUUGAUAUAUCACUUUAGAUAGAUACACUCUGCGUGAAGUCUUUUUAUACCAAAUAUGGUGGAUGCUAUUAUGUUAUCGCAAUAAACCAAGACAUAGUUUUAAGCUACUGCAUAGCUUUUAUCACGGGCUUUAAGCGCGGCGACCGAAUCAAGAAAUUCCGUAACGAAAAUAAAACGUAACACCCCCACUCCACUUACCAUGUAGCUCGCAUUCAACACAUUCAUACGUUGCGCUUGUGUAGUGCAUGUGAAUAAGUGCGCGGCGUGACGUCGCACUGCAUGCGCAUUAAGAAAAGUCUGCGUAUCUCUCUCGCGCGGUCUAGCUUAUGAGUGUGAAGGGGACAGUUAAUGUUUUGCUUUUGCUAAUGUUUAUAAAUAUAGCGUGGUCUUAUUAUUGUUUCAAUAUUAAAUUAUUAUUAUCUAAUUAUAAUUGCAUAAGUUGAUAAAAAUGCUAUGCAAUAGCUUUACCGUGGCAGUCCCCAAGUGCCACACGUGUUUUUUUUGUUAUUUGUAGAAACCAUUGUAAUAAUUUUAAUAUAAUGAAAUAAACAGAAGGUUUCUGGCA
Messenger RNA from Bombyx mori (domestic silkworm), 3731 nucleotides. RefSeq names its product serine hydrolase-like protein. The record is from RefSeq and is a predicted model, not a curated record. NCBI's taxonomy places the organism in Eukaryota, Metazoa, Arthropoda, Insecta, Lepidoptera, Bombycidae. The transcript is spliced from 6 exons. Bases 65 to 1000 code for a protein of 311 amino acids.